AUGGCCGACGAAACACUACUGCCCGCCUGGAGAAGGGGCGGUCGCAGCCAGGAGCACAAUAAGACCAUGGUAUUUUUAGGCAUAUGGGCUACCCUGGCAACCUUUUUAGCAUUGUAUUACAGUCCAGGCCACUUUUCAGAUCUUUUCAAGUCCCACCAGAGCCCUAAACGAAAUGUUAUCUUCUUUGUGUCAGAUGGUAUGGGACCUGCUUCGUUGUCUUUGACUAGAAGUUUCCGUCAAUAUCGAGACAAUUUGCCAAUUGAUGACAUUUUGCACUUGGACGACCAUUUUAUCGGUCAUUCUAGAACGAGAAGCAGUGAUAGCUUGGUAACUGAUAGUGCCGCUGGAGCCACUGCCUUUGCCUGUGGAUUCAAGACAUAUAAUGGAGCUAUUGGUGUUUUCCCAGAUACUGAUCCUUGUGGUACCGUGUUAGAAGGAGCUAAGUUACGUGGUUAUCAUACUGGUAUGGUUGUCACAACCCGUAUCACUGAUGCCACACCUGCUUCUUUCUCAGCCCAUGUGUUGCACAGAGAAGAGGAGGAUCUCAUUGCCGAGCACCAACUGGGUAUGUAUCCUUUAGGCAGAAUGGUCGACUUGAUGAUUGGUGGUGGCAGAUGCCACUUUUUGCCUGGGUCAGUUGAUGGUGGCUGUCGUCAUGAUAGUAGAAAUCUUGUUGAAGAAGCUGUGGAGGACGGCUGGCAAUAUGUUGAGAAUCGUGAGCAAUACGAUUUAUUGAAGGGCGGUAACAACAUUUCGCUGCCAUUAUUGGCGUUACUGGCCCCUGGCGAUAUUCCAUAUGAUCUUGAUAGAGACGACUCUGUAUACCCAAGUUUGGAGGACACCACUAGAACUGCUAUCCGUGCAUUAGAGUUGGCUACUAAGCACUCUGAUAAGGGAUUCUUCCUUUUGGUUGAGGGAUCGAGAAUCGACCAUGCCGGUCAUCAGAAUGAUCCUGCUGCUCAAGUACGCGAGGUGCUGGCUUUUGACAGGGCUUUCCAGGCUGCUAUUGAGUUCUCCAAGAAGUCUAAUGUCGAGACCAUUGUCGUCAGUACCUCUGACCACGAAACUGGUGGGUUAGCUACUGCUCGCCAAUUGACUCCUUCCUACCCCGAUUAUCUGUGGUAUCCUGAAGCUCUGGACAAUGCCACCCAUUCUGCGGAAUACUUGGGUCAUGCUCUAAGACAUUACAAUGGGAAGGAUGUAUAUGAUUUUAUCAAGACUGACAUUCUGAAAGAGGGUCUGGGUAUUCCAGAACCAACAGAAGAACAAAUUAAGCUUCUGGCUGAUAACAAAAAACGGUCUGAAGACCACAUUGCCAAUAUUAUCUCUCUGAGAUCUCAGACCGGCUGGAGUACCCACGGCCACUCGGCAGUCGACGUCAAUGUGUACGGAUUCUCGGGACACAAACGGGCCAACCGUCGUAUCCUCAAGACCCUAGGAGGUAGCAACGAGAACACCGACAUUGGCAAGUUCCUUGCCGACUACCUCGACGUCGAUGUGUCCAAAGUGACAGACCUUCUCCAACAAGAUGAUAUCACCACUGACGACCUCGACGACCCACAUGGGCUCGACUCUUAUCAUGCCCACAUCAUGGCUGUCACCAACGGGCUCUAG
Molecule: messenger RNA, 1614 nt
Organism: Sugiyamaella lignohabitans
Lineage: Eukaryota; Fungi; Ascomycota; Dipodascomycetes; Dipodascales; Trichomonascaceae
Gene: PHO8
Product: alkaline phosphatase PHO8
Exons: 1
Coding region: 1-1614 (537 amino acids)
Biological process (GO): dephosphorylation
Cellular component (GO): fungal-type vacuole membrane
Molecular function (GO): alkaline phosphatase activity
Source: RefSeq, a predicted model, not a curated record